AGCAGCAGUGAAAGGAUAAACCUCUUUGCCCAAAACCCUAAUUUCUCGACAGCCACCACAAACCCUAUCUGGGUCAGUUCUUUGCUCAUCUUCUACUAGCUCUUUACUUUCUUUGCUUGGUCCAGUUAUAAUUAAGCUUCAAAUUUGGUUUUCAUAUCUCAGAGGUCGAAUAAAUGGCGUCAAGCUUUACUGCUAUGUCCUCAGUUGGAUCCCUGGUUGCUCCUAGUGUGGAUAAGAAGCUUGCAUCUACUUCAAACAGGUUGUCAUCUUUUGCCUCCAUCUCUGCAACCUCAUUAGAUAGAAGGCACAAUGUAGUUUUACGGAAAUCGCGUACUCUCAAAGUUUCUGCCAUGGCCAAGGAGUUGCAUUUCAACAAGGAUGGGUCAGCAAUCAAAAAAUUGCAAACUGGUGUCAACAAACUGGCUGAUCUAGUUGGGGUUACCCUUGGACCUAAAGGACGGAAUGUUGUUCUUGAGAGCAAGUAUGGCUCCCCAAAAAUUGUGAAUGAUGGUGUCACUGUUGCUAAAGAGGUUGAAUUGGAGGAUCCAGUUGAGAACAUUGGUGCCAAGUUGGUGAGACAGGCAGCCGCCAAGACGAAUGACUUGGCUGGUGAUGGGACCACUACAUCAGUUGUUCUUGCUCAAGGCCUUAUUGCUGAAGGUGUCAAGGUUGUUGCUGCUGGAGCAAACCCUGUAUUGAUCACUAGAGGUAUUGAGAAGACCUCAAAGGCUCUAGUUGCCGAGCUUAAGUUAAUGUCAAAAGAGGUUGAAGACAGUGAGCUUGCAGAUGUAGCAGCUGUUAGUGCAGGCAACAACCAUGAAGUAGGGAAGAUGAUAGCUGAAGCCAUGAGUAAAGUGGGUCGUAAGGGAGUGGUAACUCUUGAAGAGGGAAAAAGUGCUGAUAACCACCUCUAUGUGGUUGAGGGAAUGCAAUUUGAUCGAGGUUAUAUCUCACCUUAUUUUGUAACGGACAGUGAAAAAAUGGCAGUUGAAUUUGAGGGCUGCAAGUUGCUUCUCGUUGAUAAAAAAAUAACAAAUGCAAGGGAUCUCAUUAAUGUUUUGGAAGAUGCAAUCAGAGGUGGAUACCCAAUUCUUAUCAUUGCUGAAGACAUCGAGCAGGAGGCUCUGGCAACUCUAGUUGUUAAUAAGCUUAGGGGCUCAUUGAAGAUUGCUGCUCUGAAAGCUCCUGGUUUUGGAGAGCGCAAGAGCCAGUAUCUUGAUGACAUUGCAAUUUUAACUGGAGGAACUGUUAUCCGAGAUGAGGUAGGGCUUGCAUUAGACAAAGCUGGGAAAGAGGUCCUAGGCCAUGCUUCUAAAGUAGUACUUACCAAGGAUACUACUACAAUUGUUGGCGAUGGAAGCACCCAAGAAGCAGUAAACAAGAGAGUUGCACAAAUUAGAAAUCUCAUCGAGGCUGCUGAACAAGACUAUGAGAAGGAAAAACUCAAUGAGAGAAUUGCAAAACUAUCAGGUGGUGUUGCUGUGAUACAGGUUGGAGCACAAACAGAGACGGAGCUUAAAGAAAAGAAGUUGAGAGUUGAAGAUGCUCUUAAUGCAACAAAGGCAGCUGUAGAGGAAGGUAUUGUGGUUGGCGGUGGGUGCACCUUGUUGAGACUUGCAUCAAAGGUGGAUGCCAUUAAAGAUAGCUUUGAUAAUGAUGAGGAAAAGGUUGGAGCAGACAUUGUGAAGAGAGCUCUUAGCUAUCCACUGAAGCUAAUUGCCAAGAAUGCAGGAGUUAAUGGAAGUGUGGUUAGUGAGAAGGUGCUCUCCAGCGACAAUCCAAGAUUUGGCUACAAUGCUGCCACUGGGAAAUAUGAAGAUCUAAUGGCUGCUGGUAUUAUUGAUCCAACUAAGGUGGUUAGAUGUUGUCUGGAGCAUGCAUCAUCAGUAGCCAAGACGUUCUUGAUGUCCGACUGUGUAGUUGUUGAGAUCAAGGAGCCAGAACCAGCGCCUCUAGCCAAUCCAAUGGAUAACUCAGGAUAUGGAUACUAAGAUCACUAAUCAGCAGCAGCAAAUAAAUACGGGAGUUGCAGAAGUGCAAGAAUUAGUUGAAUAGGGAUGAGCUAUUUUUGUAAAUUUUAGUAAUUGCAUAUUCUGAUGAGCUAGGUUACUACUGCCUGGAUUGCGGCGUGAAGUGAAUUGUAAUUUGUACAAUUGCAAUGAUUUUGAACACUUGGGGAGUCCUAUGUAAUCAAUCUUUGUUCAUCAUAUGCUGCUGUGUGUUUCACAGGUUCGGAA
This is a messenger RNA of Mercurialis annua (annual mercury), 2237 nucleotides long. RefSeq names its product chaperonin 60 subunit beta 2, chloroplastic. Lineage: Eukaryota; Viridiplantae; Streptophyta; Magnoliopsida; Malpighiales; Euphorbiaceae. Bases 174 to 1991 code for a protein of 605 amino acids. The record is from RefSeq and is a predicted model, not a curated record. The transcript has 15 exons. Gene Ontology annotation, cellular component: cytosolic ribosome; chloroplast stroma. Gene Ontology annotation, molecular function: ATP-dependent protein folding chaperone; ATP binding. Gene Ontology annotation, biological process: protein refolding.